GGGCAUUUGCAUGUUAUUACCAUAGCAUGUGCCCGUCCGUAUAUAACAGGCUGCAGGCGGCCUUGGCUGGAGACAGACGCAAGGAAACGGAGUGGAAGGUGGAAGGAAGCAUGUUCGCCCAGUGACAAUCUGUCCGUGGGUUCGACCAAGACCUUCACGCAAAAGCCACUUCCUAAUAUCUGACAUCUUCUCACACACGAGGAGUUUUUACGCACUGGAUUAACUUUUUAUUUGGGAACUGGACUUCAACACGAGCUCACACAACUUUAUCUUUGUUGUGGCUUUGUUUUUAAGGUUUGGGAUUUAUUCUUUUUGUUCCUCGGAACAUGAAUGUGGCGCACGGCAGCAGCUGAUGAGACAUCCACAGGCUACAGAAGCGUGCUCGAUGCAUCCUGCUCAGAGGGAGUGAAACGGCGGAGGAACUCUUUGCUUUAUUUAUUCAUUAUUUAUUAUGUAUUUAUUGGCUAUGGGGCGCGCCGUCCUGCUGAGCCUUGCCGUCAUGUGCGUGUUGCUGAGCCAGGGAUUUUGUUCGGGGGUUUUUGAGCUGAAGUUGCAGGAGUUCCUAAACAAGAAGGGAGUGCAGGGGAACAGGAACUGCUGCAAAGGAGGCCUGGCCUCGUCUUUCCAGCAGCAGUGCGAGUGUAAAACCUUCUUCAGGAUCUGCCUGAAGCACUACCAGCCCAACGCGUCCCCGGAGCCUCCGUGCACCUACGGCGGCGCGGUGACGCCGGUGCUCGGCUCCAACUCGUUCCAGGUCCCGGACGCCGUCCCGGAGAGUUCCUUCACCAACCCCAUCAGGAUCAACUUCGGCUUCACGUGGCCGGGGACCUUCUCGCUGAUCAUUGAGGCAUUACACACAGACUCCAAAGACGACCUCUCCACAGAGAACCCAGAGCGCAUUAUCAGCACCAUGACCACGCAGAGGCACCUGACGGUGGGAGAGGAGUGGUCCCAGGACCUGCACACCGGCGGCAGGACGGAACUCAAGUACUCGUACCGGUUCGUGUGCGAGGAGCACUACUACGGGGACGGCUGCUCGGCGUUCUGUCGACCCAGAGACGACGCCUUCGGCCACUUCACCUGUGGGGAGCGCGGGGAGAUUGUCUGCGACGCCGGGUGGAAGGGGCAGUACUGCACGGAGCCCAUUUGUCUGCCAGGCUGCGACGAGGAGCACGGCUUCUGCGAGAAACCCGGGGAGUGCAAGUGCAGAGUGGGAUUCAAAGGCCGCUACUGCGACGAGUGCAUCCGUUACCCAGGCUGCCUCCACGGGACCUGCCAGCAGCCCUGGCAGUGCAACUGCCAGGAGGGAUGGGGAGGCCUGUUCUGCAACCAAGAUCUCAACUACUGCACUCACCACAAGCCCUGCAUGAAUGGAGCCACUUGUAGCAACACGGGUCAGGGCAGCUACACCUGUUCCUGCCGGCCCGGCUUCACUGGCGCCAGCUGUGAGAUCCAGGUCAACGGAUGCGCCGGAAACCCCUGCCGCAACGGGGGGAGCUGCACUGAUUUGGAAAACACAUAUACCUGCACUUGCCCUCACGGUUUCUAUGGCAACAACUGCGAGCUCAGCGCCAUGACGUGCGCCGAUGGGCCCUGCACCAACGGUGGCCGCUGUGCCGACAACCCCGAUGGAGGCUACUUCUGCCAGUGCCCCACCGGAUACGCAGGCUUCACCUGCGAGAAGAAGAUCGACCACUGCACCUCCGGCCCCUGCUCCAACGGCGCCCGCUGCGUGGACCUGGUCAACUCCUACCUGUGCCAGUGUCCCGACGGCUACACCGGCAUGAACUGUGACCACACCGGAGACGAGUGCUCCACGUACCCCUGCCAGAACGGAGGCACGUGCCAGGAGGGCGCCGACGGCUACGCCUGCAGCUGCCCCCCGGGCUACACCGGCCGCAACUGCAGCGCCGCCAUCAGCCGCUGCGAGCACAACCCCUGUCACAACGGCGCCUCCUGCCACGAGAGGAACAACCGCUACGUCUGCGCCUGCGCCGCCGGCUACGGCGGCCGCAACUGCCAGUUCCUGCUGCCGGAGCACGCGGCCAUGCAGGGCUCCGCAGUGCCCUGGAUGGCCGUGGGCUCCGGCGCGGCGCUGGUGCUGCUGCUGCUGGCAGGAUGCGCCGUGCUGGUGGGCUUUUUCCGGUCCAAAGUCCAGCGCGAGGGUCCGGUAGAGGCGGUCUGCGAGGUGGAGACCAUAAACAACCUGACCAAUAACUGCCACCGCGCCGACCGAGACCUGGCCGUCAGCGCGCUGCCGGCGCCCGGCGUCAAGAACAUCAACAAGAAGAUGGACUUCUGCAGCGCCGACCCAGACGAGGGCGCGUCGCCAGGAAGGAGCGGCAGCUACAAAGGCCGCCCCGCGCCGGCGGACUACAACCUGGUCCACGAGGUCAACCACGAGCAGGAGGCCAAGGCGGCCAUGCUGGAGGCGGCCUGCGAGGACCAGUGCCAGCCCGGCGACGCCUUCCAGUUCCAGGAGCACCGCAGCAAACGGUUGAAAUGCGACGCAUCGGAAAAGAAAGCCCCAGAAAUGUCCGCAUGUGCGGACACCAAGUACAAAUCUGUGUUUGUGAUGUCAGAGGAGAAGGACGAAUGUAUAAUCGCAACUGAGGUGUAACCGCCUCCGGCGGCCGGCGCCCGUUGCUCGUGUGCUCUAUGGGAGAGUUUUUAACUCCUUCAGAUGCUGCUCUAACCUUAGGGGGAGGUGUCCCGCCUUGAGACUGCUGCUGACAUUGAGACGUUUAACUGAUAUUCAGAGUGAGCUGGUUCUCUACUGGAAAAUAAGCGCAGGCAGCGGCGGCUUGUGGGACGAGAACGGGCGGGUGGAGCCGCUCGCGUCCGCCUGCGGGUGAAGCGAGACAGGACAGACGGCGGUGCGAGGCGUCGGACGCUCGCGACCCGCUGUGUUUUUGCAACGUUUGCACCCGGGCCGGUUCUGGACCCACACGCCGCUGCUGAGCGCAGGAACUGCAUCAAACGGUGGAUGUUUGGCCAUAGUGGCCUGUUCUUCACGAGGCUGUCCACACCAGCACCUGUGGAGACUAUGUGUACGUGAUCACUGUGUAACUCAAGUGUGUUUCUUAAACCCUCCAAAACAUUUAUGACAUAGUAUUGUUCAUUUUUUCAUUUCUUUCUUUGGGACGUGGAAAACUUUGUCUGAAUUCAAACAAAUGUUGCUUUUUGAUACAGAUUGUCCUUUUGUAAAAUACCAAGAGAAAAAAACAUGAAAAAGUAAUGAUUUAAAAUUAUGAUUUAAUUUAAGUUAAUUUAAUGAGUUUGAGUUAUUAUUUUUAUUUGUAUUGUAUAUUUGUGAUGUUUGUUAUGAUUAUUUAAGUUGCUUUUUUAAAUGAUAUUUGCAAAGGCACUUCAGGUCAAUGGGACUUUUUUUAAGAAAAUCUUAUUUAAGAGGGAUUGUACUGUACAAAUUGUUACGUUACCGUCUCCUUUACUGUUUCUGAAUGAAGGAAUUAGCCAAGACUAUUUUUCCAAAUAAAUAUCGCUAAACGUGAAAUUUUAA
Messenger RNA from Betta splendens (Siamese fighting fish), 3520 nucleotides. RefSeq names its product deltaA (gene dla). Gene Ontology annotation, cellular component: plasma membrane; protein-containing complex. Bases 452 to 2620 code for a protein of 722 amino acids. Gene Ontology annotation, biological process: Notch signaling pathway; cell communication; establishment or maintenance of epithelial cell apical/basal polarity. Lineage: Eukaryota; Metazoa; Chordata; Actinopteri; Anabantiformes; Osphronemidae. Gene Ontology annotation, molecular function: calcium ion binding. The record is from RefSeq and is a predicted model, not a curated record. The transcript has 11 exons.